This is a messenger RNA of Daldinia loculata, 857 nucleotides long. RefSeq lists its product as uncharacterized. Gene Ontology annotation, biological process: chromosome segregation; kinetochore assembly; mitotic cell cycle. NCBI's taxonomy places the organism in Eukaryota, Fungi, Ascomycota, Sordariomycetes, Xylariales, Hypoxylaceae. Gene Ontology annotation, molecular function: protein heterodimerization activity. Gene Ontology annotation, cellular component: kinetochore; nucleoplasm. The coding region runs from base 120 to 356 and encodes 78 amino acids. The transcript has 4 exons. The record is from RefSeq and is a predicted model, not a curated record.
AAGCUGCCAUCUUCAAAAUCAACAAGUCGAGUUUACAAUCCAUUGUUUAAACGCCUUUGGUCUAACAAGCAAGGCAUGACAACAUCUUAACUCGUCUUCCUCAUUUAAUAUAAUCCAAAAUGGCUCCUGGGCAGAAGAUGUACCCGAGGGCGACGGUGAAGAAGAUUGUGAAAGCGCAUUCAAACUGCAACGUUAGCAAGAACGUCGAUGUCAUGAUAUUCCUCGACUACGUGCUCUUCAUGCAAACACUCAUGAAGGAGGCGGCUAUUGACGGAAAACAAGCUGGCGAAAGAGGGAUAAGUGCUAGGAGCGUGAAGAAAGCUACUGCGGAUACCCUGGCCAAGUUUAAGGGAUGAAAUAGAACGAGCUUACCAAGCAUCGUCGGAACUAUGGUGGCCAGCCUUGAUAUACAUAUCAUGAGCCAACCAAUGAGCAUGUUUAGCGUAUUCCGAGCCUAGACAUAGUUGAAGUGUGUCCUUUGGUUCUUGUCUCACCUCGAUCAAGCGCGCCUUGCGCGAGGUAACGAGUGGGUGGAUACAUCAGGCUUCUCCGGAUCGGACUCGGUGGAAGUCGCUGGUGGUUUUGGUAUAGCGCAUAGAUCGCGUAUGCUCAGCCUUGCUUACUGCCUAGCACACAGGUACAAGGCUUUCAAGUAUGGUAUUUAUUGAAGACGCAACAUGGCCAGAUACAUGGAAACCUAACUUGGUACCUAAGGAUAGGGAUGACUAUACAGAAACGGAUCAACAAUAGGAGAGGCAUUAACUGAAUAAAAUGUGAAACGUUGCGCAGUACAAACUAAACUAGGUACUAAAGAUUAUAUGGACUAGAUAGUUGUGAAUUUGACCUUUUUUUUUUCA